Molecule: messenger RNA, 509 nt
Organism: Pyricularia oryzae 70-15
Lineage: Eukaryota; Fungi; Ascomycota; Sordariomycetes; Magnaporthales; Pyriculariaceae
Exons: 4
Coding region: 13-474 (153 amino acids)
Source: RefSeq, a predicted model, not a curated record
CGAAUCCUCAAAAUGGCCGCCUUGGCUCUUCUGCUACCCGUUGCCAACGCAGAAGGCGGCUUCACCAAGACGUGCUUCCUCGGUGGCGCCAGUCUCGACGACAAGAAAUACCUCGGCACCACUUGCACCAACGAAAAAUACGAGAUCUACGGCUUCGACUAUUCCGCCUUGAACCUCGAUUGGUGUCUCACAAACGACGGAGGUCGGCUGGCGUUUGCAUCCGAUGGCAAAUUCUCCGGAUCAUGCCAUGAGUGCAAGUUCGACAAGAACUCCGACAAGGGUAGGUUCAGUUGCAGGUGCUCGGAUGGAUCCGGUGAGCUCAAGGACGAAACCCAUGUAGAACUCGGAACGGAGCCAUGGGCUGCUAUGAUCAUGUGGCCAACAAGUCCAGGUGCAGAACUUGCAAGGAGCCGCGCUUCUGAUGUCUCAAUGGCAGCACGGCCUUGUUUGAGCCGCCUGGAAGUAAGCGACUGAUCGAGGCACUGGCUUUGACCGCAGUAUUGUGCAGC